Messenger RNA from Pecten maximus, 4135 nucleotides. RefSeq lists its product as uncharacterized. The transcript is spliced from 3 exons. Lineage: Eukaryota; Metazoa; Mollusca; Bivalvia; Pectinida; Pectinidae. The coding region runs from base 625 to 1236 and encodes 203 amino acids. The record is from RefSeq and is a predicted model, not a curated record.
GAUACGAGCAGUCAAUAAUUGACUUGUAUGGAAUGUCCGUAAUGGUGUACUGCAGGGUUGCCAAUCACAACUAUGGAUUGUAGUAUAUAAGGGAAGACAUCCCUAUGUUAUUGAUGGAGACUCUGUGAGGGGACUGACCCACCAGGAUUUAUAUUUCUAUAAGGAAUAUUUUUCCGUGUGUGGUAAUUGAGAGUUUUGAAAAACGAAUAGUCUUUAUCUGUCAUGAAUUUGAUUUGGUAUGCUUUAUCAUGGUUCUGCUCAAUCGAAUGUUGUUAUCUUGAAGAACAAAUCAGAAGCGAGUUGUUCCCGUAUUGGAAUCGUUGUGGGCUGUUAAUUUUCCCGUUGACUCAAUUUGUGAUAAUCUGAUACAUCAGAAAAUUUGUUAUAUCGAUUUCCAGUUGGUCUGCUGGUGGAAGUGUGACAAGGCACAGUCACCAAGAGCUAAUCCACGGACGAGAUCUAUUGCCCUACUCUGGUUUACCAUGUACAACAAUUCAAACUUACACAACACAACUUAAAAAGGAAAUGUAAGAUGGACCAACUAGCAGGGGCUAUGGCUAUACAUCGUAGAGACGACAAUGUACAAGUUAUAUAGUCGUCCAACAAGUGUGUGAAGCUUCCAAAAUGAACCCACGAUUUGCCGGAGUAGGGAAGCGCACGAAGAUCUUCUCCCAGUGGCUAUCAGCAACCACCCGAGUACAAGCUUCGAAUGAAAGGUCCAACACCAAAGAUGAUGUGAGGAAGGAGAACGAACUGCUCUGGACGGAACUAGACUCCCUUCAAAGGGAACACAAGAAACUUAAGCAGGUUGUCGAGCAGCUGUCGAGAGAUUAUGAGGAAAGUAAAUACUUUGAUCCUCUGCGUCGUUAUGAAAAACUUAAAGGAAUGAUAAAAAGGACGAUAUUGCAUCUGCGUUUGAACCAGGACGACAAAGGCUCGAGCUGCGGCAUCAGUGGUCUUAUACAAAGUUGUAGGGACUACGCUCAUCAGGUCGAGGCAGGAAAACGGCGAGAACAACACCAGUCGGCAAAUAUGUCGAAGCAGGACAUUGCACAGGAAAAUGAAAGUCUCCGAAUUCAAGUUAAGGACAUGCGCAGAGAAUGCUCAGUGAUUCGUGACAUCAUAAACCAACUUGAUCAGAACUAUGAGUCGUCGAAACAUUUUUCGAUCAUCCAACGAUACAGGGUAAUGAAGCUGAUGAUAAAGAGUGUGAUUCACGACCGGCUUGUUCAGUAAUGAAGAGGAAACGUCAUGGUGGCACCGAGCAGACCAUGACAUCAUAUGACUCCCGAGCACACCAUGACAUCAUAUGACUCCCGAACAGACCAUGACAUCAUAUGACUCCCGAACAGACCAUGACAUCAUAUGACUCCCGAACAGACUAUGACAUCAUAUGACUCCCGAACAGACUAUGAUAUCAUAUGACUCCCGAACAGACCAUGACAUCAUAUGACUCCCGAACAGACCAUGACAUCAUAUGACUCCCGAACAGACCAUGACAUCAUAUGACUCCCGAACAGACUAUGACAUCAUAUGACUCCCGAACAGACUAUGAUAUCAUAUGACUCCCGAACAGACCAUGACAUCAUAUGACUCCCGAACAGACCAUGACAUCAUAUGACUCCCGAACAGACUAUGACAUCAUAUGACUCCCGAACAGACCAUGCCAUCAUAUGACUCCCGAACAGAUUAUGACAUCAUAUGACUCCCGAACAGACUAUGACAUCAUAUGACUCCCGAACAGACUAUGAUAUCAUAUGACUCCCGAACAGACCACGACAUCAUAUGACUCCCGAACAGACUAUGACAUCAUACGACUCCCGAACAGAUUAUGACAUCAUAUGACUCCCGAACAGACUAUGACAUCAUAUGACUCCCGAACAGACUUUGAUAUCAUAUGACUCCCGAACAGAUUAUGACAUCAUAUGACUCCCGAACAGACCAUGACAUCAUAUGACUCCCGAACAGACUAUGACAUCAUAUGACUCCCGAACAGACUAUGACAUCAUAUGACUCACGAACAGACCAUGACAUCAUAUGACUCCCGAACAGACCAUGACAUCAUAUGACUCACGAACAGACCAUGACAUCAUAUGACUCACGAACAUAUUAUGACAUCAUAUGACUCCCGAACAGACCAUGACAUCAUAUGACUCCCGAACAGAUUAUGACAUCAUAUGACUCCCGAACAGAUUAUGACAUCAUAUGACUCCCGAACAGAUUAUGACAUCAUAUGACUCCCGAACAGAUUAUGACAUCAUACGACUCCCGAACAGAUUAUGACAUCAUAUGACUCCCGAACAGACUAUGACAUCAUACGACUCCCGAACAGAUUAUGACAUCAUAUGACUCCCGAACAGACUAUGACAUCAUACGACUCCCAAACAGAUUAUGACAUCAUAUGACUCCCGAACAGAUUAUGACAUCAUAUGACUCCCGAACAGAUUAUGACAUCAUAUGACUCCCGAACAGAUUAUGGCAUCAUAUGACUCCCGAAGAGACCAUGACAUCAUACGACUCUCGAACAGACCAUGACAUCAUAUGACUCCCGAACAGAUUAUGACAUCAAAUGACUCCCGAACAGACCAUGACAUCAUAUGACUCCCGAAGAGACCAUGACAUCAUAUGACUCCCGAACAGACUAUGACAUCAUACGACUCCCAAACAGAUUAUGACAUCAUAUGACUCCCGAACAGAUUAUGACAUCAUAUGACUCCCGAACAGAUUAUGACAUCAUAUGACUCCCGAACAGAUUAUGGCAUCAUAUGACUCCCGAAGAGACCAUGACAUCAUACGACUCUCGAACAGACCAUGACAUCAUAUGACUCCCGAACAGAUUAUGACAUCAAAUGACUCCCGAACAGACCAUGACAUCAUAUGACUCCCGAACAGACCAUGACAUCAUAUGAUCCCGAACAGACCAUGACAUCAUAUGACUCCCGAACAGAUUAUGACAUCAUAUGACUCCCGAACAGACCAUGACAUCAUAUGACUCCCGAACAGAUUAUGACAUCAUAUGACUCCCGAACAGAUUAUGACAUCAUAUGACUCCCGAACAGACCAUGACAUCAUAUGACUCCCGAACAGAUUAUGACAUCAUAUGACUCCCGAACAGACCAUGACAUCAUAUGACUCCCGAACAGAUUAUGACAUCAUAUGACUCCCGAACAGAUUAUGACAUCAUAUGACUCCCGAACAGACUAUGAUAUCAUAUGACUCCCGAACAGACCAUGACAUCAUAUGACUCCCGAACAGAUUAUGACAUCAUACGACUCCCGAACAGACCAUGACAUCAUAUGACUCCCGAACAGAUUAUGACAUCAUAUGACUCCCGAACAGAUUAUGACAUCAUAUGACUCCCGAACAGACCAUGACAUCAUAUGACUCCCGAACAGAUUAUGACAUCAUAUGACUCCCGAACAGAUUAUGACAUCAUAUGACUCCCGAACAGACCAUGACAUCAUAUGACUCCCGAACAGAUUAUGACAUCAUAUGACUCCCGAACAGACCAUGACAUCAUAUGACUCCCGAACAGAUUAUGACAUCAUUUGACUCCCGAACAGACCAUGACAUCAUAUGACUCCCGAACAGAUUAUGACAUCAUAUGACUCCCGUACAGAUUUUGACAUCAUAUGUCUCUCGAACUGAUUAUGACAUCAUAUGACUCCCGAACAGACCAUGACAUCAUAUGACUCCCGAACAGAUUAUGACAUCAUUUGACUCCCGAACAGACCAUGACAUAUGACUCCCGAACAGAUUAUGACAUCAUAUGACUCCCGAACAGAUUUUGACAUCAUAUGUCUCGAACUGAUUAUGACAUCAUAUGACUCCCGAACAGACCAUGACAUCAUAUGACUCCCGAACAGACCAUGACAUCAUAUGACUCCCGAACAGAUUAUGACAUCAUAUGAUUCCCGAACAGACCAUGACAUCAUAUGACUCCCGAACAAACUGUAAAAUAUAUAUGUUCUCAUUGUUGUAGGUUUCCCUCAGAGUUUUGAUUGGUCAUUUAUUGUAGUGGAUACCUGAUAGUAGUCAUCAAUAGUAGAACUCAUUACAUUAUAAGAUGAACAUCGACUAUGGUGACAUUAGUACUGUACGGCUAGUAUAUAGUAAAGACGGUUAUUAAGUCAAA